AUGUACCAACAUACGCCCGAUUUCUAUGGCGAGGACUCGAUCCCGCGGCCUCCAAUUGCCCUGAGCCCCAUCUUGCGGCCCGGAGGGUUGCCCCCAAUGAUUGUCGUUAACAUUUUCCAGCCGUUUAUGCCCACUCCGCAAAAAGUCUCUACGGCUGCCGUGGCGAACCUGAACAUGAUCCACCCGCCGACCCUAGGAGCUGAAGACGGCAACAAAACAUUCAUGGUUUCCGGGCGCGACGACCUGAAGUCCAUGGGCCUCAAGGGCAACAACCAGAACAAAAAUCGUGCCGUCAAUUCCUACCCGGUGUUCCCGAACGAGGUGAAGACGCAGAUGAACACGGACGAGGAGGAGUUCAACAACAUCUCCAACAAGGAGACGAAAAACGGCUCCCAGGUGUCGAAGAAGUACGGCGCCCCAAACAAGGAGUAUGGUAUCACGCAGGGCAGCUCUGAGGGCAUCGACUGCAAGAAUACUGACCGUAUCCCCGACAACAAGCAC
Molecule: messenger RNA, 501 nt
Organism: Mesorhabditis spiculigera
Lineage: Eukaryota; Metazoa; Nematoda; Chromadorea; Rhabditida; Rhabditidae
Source: the annotation of a GenBank genome assembly